Molecule: messenger RNA, 1218 nt
Organism: Neurospora hispaniola
Lineage: Eukaryota; Fungi; Ascomycota; Sordariomycetes; Sordariales; Sordariaceae
Product: FAR-17a/AIG1-like protein
Exons: 3
Coding region: 264-965 (233 amino acids)
Cellular component (GO): membrane; endomembrane system
Source: RefSeq, a predicted model, not a curated record
AAACGUCAAAAGCUAGUGAGUGCAUGAGACCGGCACGAUCGGUCAUCGAUCGCCUUACCUCGCACGUGAAAGCAGGUUUUCUGCGUUUUCGUUCCCAUUCGUUUUUCCGAAUCUGAGGCCUGUCUUCUAUCUCUUUUCUCGAACAGUUACACUUUGUUUUUCGCUCAAGACGUCCUUCAAACAUCGAUCGCAAAUUACACUCGUUCUUUACACUUCUUCGUUUUACCACCACCCAUAUUCUGUUCGCCAUCGCGCCCGCAACCAUGACAAUGCAUCCCUUGCAGCGUGUCGCUUCUCCAUCGCGGGGCCUUUCCGCCCUUAUACAUAUGCUGGGCAUGGUGUCUUUCAUGGCGAGCUUCAGCUACCUGCACUUGUUUCCGCGGGAACUUCAUCUGGGAUUCGGAGGAGCUUUCAAGUUCCUAACCAUCAUUGGCCUGGGUCUAGCACUUGUCACGUUUGCAGUUGCGUUGCUUGCGGAUCUAAUCUUGAGCCCGAGCCUGUUCAGAAUCAAGAAUGUCCUCUCGGUCUGUUCUGCGCCCUUGGCCGUGCUCAUAAGCACCCUUUACUGGGGCAUUUGUGCAAUUAAUAAGAACCUGGUUGUGCCGCCCGAUAUGGCCAUUCCCGUUCUCCCAGAUGUAGGAUUCCAUGCCAUGCCGGCUAUCAUGCUGACGCUGGACUUGAUGUUCCUGAGCCCCCCUUGGACGGUCAAGGGAUAUGGUGCUAUGACUAUCAGUACGACUAUAGCAUUUUUUUACUGGGGCUGGGUGGAACUCUGCUUUUCUAAGAACGGAUGGUAUCCGUACCCGAUUUUCGAUAUCCUCAACACCUGGCAACGAGUCUUGCUGUUCACCUUUUCGGCGCUGUUGAUGACAGGUAGCACAAUGGCUUUGAAGUGGGUUUAUGGCAAGAUCAACAGCAUCGAGAAGUUCAAGAAAGAUGCUCUGCGCCCUCUCAAAGACGAGUGAUGAUCCCGGUAUUCAACAGUCUUACCAAUGCAAAUCUAGAGUUGGCUAUUGACCGUUUGCCAUCCAUCCAUCGUCAUGUUCCUGACUGUUGUUACAAGUAUUGGGUUCUAAUUGAACUCCGGUUGCGUUUCGUUUGUCAAGGAAGUCGACAUUUUGAGACCUGGGAAUGCAAUAAGACAGUCAAGAUAUGAAUGUUGAUACCCUGCAUUCGUUGUGAACAGUCAGCUAUGGGUGUGAAGAACAAACAUGUACU